This is a messenger RNA of Penicillium robsamsonii, 2025 nucleotides long. RefSeq lists its product as uncharacterized. NCBI's taxonomy places the organism in Eukaryota, Fungi, Ascomycota, Eurotiomycetes, Eurotiales, Aspergillaceae. Gene Ontology annotation, molecular function: protein binding. The transcript has a single exon. Bases 1 to 2025 code for a protein of 674 amino acids. The record is from RefSeq and is a predicted model, not a curated record.
AUGCGGUCCAGCCGCACGAAGGUACGGACCUACCACGAGGAAAGCUCAUCUCAAGAUGAGUCAACAGGCUUGCACGGCUCAAGGCGUGCCUCAUUAUCUCUUCGCUCGCGCAGUACAACUCGAAUGCCAAAAUCCUAUCGCGAAGAUUCGACAGAUGCUAGCGUUAACGGAGCCGUGGAAGACCAAGAGCCCGAAGAACUAGUAGCUGCGCCGGUCGAUGCACCGAACUCGGAUGCCGAGUCUGUGCAUACUCGCCCCUCCAAACCCCAAGGUCCUCGGCGCGCUGCAACCACCCCGAAGCCAAAGAAGUUUAAACGAUCGAAACCCAGUAGUCAAGUUGGGAGAGUCCUGCAUAAACGUGCCAAGACGGAUGGGGAUGACCCGAUAUUCCUGGGAUCCGGUGUCAUUCCUCCUUGGCCAACUCUCCCUUACUAUAUCCUUCUUGACAUUUUCCUGCGUGCAUCGCACCCAUUACUCGACGAAAGCCGUUCGGCCCGCAAUGACUCCGUCAAGUGGCUACUCAAUGUCGCUCUACUGUGUCGAAGCUUUCAUGAGCCUGCGCUCGCUGCACUUUAUUACUGUCCACCUCUUCUUCCUGCCUACAAGAGCCAUGUGCUCCUCUCUCUGUUGGCACGCCCACAAGAGUCUCUCUCGAUGAACUACUCUAGCAAGAUCAAGCAACUCCAUGUUGAAGUUGAACCAGUGCUCAUUUAUAAAAGUGGACCCUACGGCUACUUCGACCUUUCUCAGUUAAUUGAAAAGACGCCUCGUUUACACACGGUACGACUGUAUCACAAAGAUGAUUACACGGUGGGAAUACCUCCAUGGCACAUUGUUCAAUCAAAGUGGACUUAUCCAGUCACUGUCUUUUCCGCCCUCGAGAACCGUGGCAUUACCCUUCGUAGCUGGGAUUGGAACAGCCGCUUUUUAGAAACUGAUGCGCUCGUCCAAAUGAUGGUGGAAAUGCACUCACAGCGCGCCUUCCGGGGUCUCCGGGAGCUGAAAUUGCUCCACUUCGAUAACCUCAAUGAAGAAACUUCCGCUGUCAAAGAGGCUGGCCUCCUUGAAGCUCUCGAGAUGCUUCCAGACCUUCAGCGACUGGAUUUCAUUGAAAGCUCAUUGGUUUGCGGGGAAAUUCUGGCCAAUCUACCAAAUACCCUCCAUUCCCUCACGUUGAAUAACUGUGACCGAUUAUGGUCAUCAGAUCUUACAGCCUAUAUGUCUUUACAUGGCACCAACCUUCGAGAGCUCAGUUUAAGCCACAAUCGCUACCUCAACAUGUCUUUCAUCCAAACUUUGGGUCAGUACUGUGAGAAUCUAGAAAUCUUCAAAAUGGACCUUUCUAUGCAUGAUGUAUCCAGCUACCAUGAUGUCGAGCCGCACUUUGAAGAUCUACUUGUCCAAACCGAAAUUCCCACGUGGCCAGAAAAGCUCCAAAAAAUCGAGCUCACCCAAUUACGCAAAUGGGACGACGCUACUGCGGAGGUUUUUUUCACUUCGCUGGUGAAUGCGGCACCCAAACUUCGAGAUCUACGACGAUUGGUCAUCAGUGCAAUCUUGAAGAUUGGCUGGCGUGACCGUGCCACUUUUCGUGAGCGAUGGAUUGGUCUUCUCGAAAAGGUGUUCCUGCGACGAAGCUUGCCACCAGACCCCAAUCUCCGCUCUCUUCAGAAGCGCUCGCUCAAACCCACCACAUUAACCGCAAGGAAUGGACCCGACGAACUGUGCGCUGGAGUUGAUGAUCCACGGCCAUCCACGGCCGAUAGUGGACGAUCGACUUAUUCCAAACGCCAAAGCACUCGGCUAGCACAUCAAAAAUUCAACGAAACUGACGAUGCCGCCAGUGGUUCUUCGUUAGUCGGGACUCCGCAGCCUGAAGUUAGGAAGAUACAGGGGAUGUGCGAUAUUGUAAACAUUCGGAUCGACAACCAGCGACCGACUGAGUUGCAGUUCAACGAGAAUGACUUUCUUGACGAUGAACUCAGUGGGGACGAGGAUUGGGAUGGCAAUGACGAUGACUUCUAG